Molecule: messenger RNA, 3512 nt
Organism: Talpa occidentalis (Iberian mole)
Lineage: Eukaryota; Metazoa; Chordata; Mammalia; Eulipotyphla; Talpidae
Gene: PTPRN
Product: protein tyrosine phosphatase receptor type N
Exons: 23
Coding region: 1-2931 (976 amino acids)
Biological process (GO): protein dephosphorylation
Cellular component (GO): secretory granule
Molecular function (GO): protein tyrosine phosphatase activity
Source: RefSeq, a predicted model, not a curated record
AUGCGGCGCCCAAGGAGGCCUGGGGGUGCUGGGGGCCUCCGGGCGCUCCUCUGUCUCCUGCUGCUGAGCAGCCGCCCGGGAGGCUGCAGCGCCAUCAGUGCCCACGGCUGCCUGUUUGACCGCAGGCUCUGCUCUCACCUGGAAGUCUGUAUUCAGGAUGGCUUGUUUGGACAGUGCCAGGUGGGAGUGGGGCAGGCUCGGCCCCUCUUGCAAGUCACCUCCCCUGUCCUUCAGCGCUUACAAGGUGUGCUCCGACAACUCAUGUCCCAAGGAUUGUCGUGGCAUGAUGACCUCACCCAGUAUGUGAUCUCCCAGGAGAUGGAGCGCAUCCCCAGGCUGUACCCCUCAGAGUCCCGUCCAAGGGACAGGCCUGGCUUGGUGCCCAGGAGAGCUGGUCCUGCAGGGGAGCUGCUUUUACAGGGCAUCCCCACUGGCUCUGCCCCAGCUGCCCAGCACCGCCUUCCUCGACCUCCAGGGGGUGGGGAUGGAGGUGGGGCAGGCUCUCCCCUGUCCCCUCUGCAAGCUGAGUUGCUGCCCCCCCUCUUGGAGCAUCUACUACUACCCCCACAACCCCCCCACCCUGCCCUGAGUUAUGAACCUGCCCUGCUGCAGCCCUACCUGUUCCACCAGUUUGCCUCCCGUGAUGGCUCCCGGGGCUCAGAGAGCUCCCCAGGGAUGGCCAGUGUUGGCCCCCUGCCCAAGACCGAACCCCCUGCCCUCUUCAGCAGAACUGCCCCCAAGGGCAUGUUUGGGGCUCACCCUGGCCACUCCUAUGGGGACCCUCCAGGGCCUUCACCUGCUCAGCUUUUCCAGGAGUCAGGACUGCUUUACCUGGCCCAGGAACCGCCAGUGCCCAGUAGGGCCAGGGCACCAAGGCUGCCGGAGCAAGGGGGCAGCAGCCGGGCAGAGGACUCCUCAGAGGGCUAUGAGGAGGGAAGACUAGAGGGCCUCAGAGAGAAGCUGCCUUCACCAGCAGAGCAGCCAGACGCGACUCUGAAGAGACUGGCCGCUGUGCUGGCAGGCUACGGGGUGGAGGUGCACCAGCUCACCCCUGAGCAGCUCUCCACCCUCUCCGCCCUGUUGCAGCUGCUGCCCAAGGGCACAGGACAAAAUCUGGGAGGGGUUGUAAACAUAGGCGCUGACAUCAAGAAAACAAUGGAGGAGCAGAUGCAGGGCGGAGACACAGCAGAGCCUCCACCCACUACCCCUUCCCUGCCUGUAUACCCCACUGCCAUCCCCACCUCCAAUAAAGCCCAGCAGGUGCUGGGGUCUGGAUCCUCUGAGCCCCCCAAAACUGCUGGCUCUGCAGCCACAUCUGUCCUGCUGGAGAAAAAGAGUCCACUGAGCCAGAGUCAGCCCACCGUGGCGGGGCAGCCCUCAACUCAGCCCUCGGCAGAGGAAUAUGGCUACAUUGUCACUGACCAAAAGCCCCUGAGCCUGGCUGCAGGAGUGAAACUGCUGGAGAUCCUGGCUGAGCACGUGCACAUGUCCUCGGGCAGCUUCAUCAACAUCAGUGUGGUGGGACCAGCCCUCACCUUUCGCAUCCGGCACAAUGAACAGAACCUGACCUUGGCUGAUGUGACCCAGAAAGCUGGGCUGAUGAAGUCCAAACUGGAAGCACAGACAGGGCUCCAGAUCUUGCAGACAGGAGUGGGACAGAGGGAGGAGGCAGCCGCGGUCCUUCCGCGAAAGGCGCACAGCACCUCCCCCCUGCGCUCAGUGCUGCUGACCCUGGUGGCCCUGGCGGGGGUGGCCGGGUUGCUGGUGGCUCUGGCGGUGGCUCUGUGUAUGCGGCAGCACGCGCGGCAGCGCGACAAGGAGCACCUGGCAGCCCUGGGGCCUGAGGGGGCUCAGGGGGACACUACCUUUGAGUACCAGGACCUGUGCCGCCAGCACAUGGCCACAAAGUCCCUGUUCAACCGGGCGGAGGGCCCGCCAGAGCCUUCGCGGGUGAGCAGCGUGUCCUCUCAGUUCAGCGACGCGGCCCAGGCCAGCCCCAGCUCCCACAGCAGCACACCGUCCUGGUGUGAGGAGCCGGCCCAGGCCAACAUGGACAUCUCCACAGGACACAUGAUUCUGGCGUACAUGGAGGACCACCUGCGGAACCGUGACCGCUUGGCCAAGGAGUGGCAGGCCCUGUGUGCCUACCAGGCAGAGCCCAACACCUGCGCCACCGCCCAGGGAGAGGGCAACCUCAAAAAGAACCGCCAUCCUGACUUCCUGCCCUAUGACCAUGCUCGCAUCAAGCUGAAGGUGGAGAGCAGCCCUUCCCGGAGUGAUUACAUCAACGCCAGCCCCAUCAUUGAACACGACCCUCGGAUGCCAGCCUACAUAGCCACUCAGGGCCCGCUCUCCCACACCAUCGCAGACUUCUGGCAGAUGGUGUGGGAGAGUGGCUGCACCGUCAUCGUCAUGCUGACCCCGCUGGUGGAGGAUGGUGUCAAGCAGUGUGACCGCUACUGGCCCGAUGAGGGCUCCUCCCUGUACCAUGUAUAUGAGGUGAACCUGGUGUCCGAGCACAUCUGGUGCGAGGACUUCCUGGUGCGCAGCUUCUACCUGAAGAACGUGCAGACCCAGGAGACGCGCACGCUGACGCAGUUCCACUUCCUCAGCUGGCCGGCAGAGGGCACCCCGGCCUCCACGCGGCCGCUGCUGGACUUCCGCAGGAAGGUGAACAAGUGCUACAGGGGCCGCUCCUGCCCCAUCAUUGUGCACUGCAGCGAUGGUGCAGGGAGAACUGGCACCUACAUCCUCAUUGACAUGGUACUGAACCGUAUGGCGAAAGGAGUAAAGGAGAUUGACAUCGCUGCCACACUGGAGCAUGUCCGGGAUCAGCGGCCUGGCCUCGUGCGUUCCAAGGACCAGUUUGAAUUUGCUCUGACAGCUGUGGCAGAGGAGGUGAACGCCAUCCUCAAGGCCCUGCCCCAGUGAGACCCUGGGGACCCUGCGGGCAGCCCAGCCUCUGCCCCCUCUUUGCCUGUGUGAGCAUCUAUCUGUGUGCCAUCCCAAAGCCCACACCCUACCCGUCACCUUGGCCCCUCUUGGGAAAGCCCAGCCCUCCAGGAGCACUGUGUAAGGAAGGGGAAGCUGGAGGCCAGGCCGCCCAGCCUCGAGGGUGCAUGCUGGAGCCCAGGGCACCCCAGGGGGAGCUGGCAGCUAGCCAGGAGAGAGGAAAAUCAAUUCCACCCAGAGCCUUCUCCUGCCUGAGUUUCCUGGCCCCCAUCUCCCGCCAUCUGGAUGCUCCUGACAUGUCUGUGUGGACCCCCUGCCCCGCCACCCUCCAGUGUGGACAGAGUAGGUUGGAGGGACCGCUAUACCCAGCUCCCCCUGCUUUUCCAGCCCCUGCUGCCUGCCCUCAUGCCUCUGAGACCCAUACUCCACCCAGCCCUUCCUGCUGGCCUCCUCCCUCCGCCCUCACACCAUGUGCUACUCCACUCCCUCUCUCUGGUCCAAGAUAACAUUUCUAGAAAAAUCUACUUUUGUAUCGAUGUGAAUAAAGUUAGUGUGUUGUG